Messenger RNA from Podarcis muralis (Common wall lizard), 12424 nucleotides. RefSeq names its product homeobox A10 (gene HOXA10). The record is from RefSeq and is a predicted model, not a curated record. Lineage: Eukaryota; Metazoa; Chordata; Lepidosauria; Squamata; Lacertidae. Gene Ontology annotation, molecular function: RNA polymerase II cis-regulatory region sequence-specific DNA binding; DNA-binding transcription factor activity, RNA polymerase II-specific. Gene Ontology annotation, biological process: regulation of transcription by RNA polymerase II. Gene Ontology annotation, cellular component: nucleus.
CUAUUGCUUCUGGUCCUUCAGGAUAAGGCAGUGCAACAUGUCUGGUAUUUAUGAAUGCGUAGGCAGACUGCAGCGAGCUUGAGGCCAGGUUUCACCGGUUUGUAGAAGUGGGAGGGGGUGGAGGAUCACUCCUUCAAGUAACUGCAGAUUACAGGCUUUAUACAUUUGCUCACAGGUGUAAAACUUAUUAGCAAACUGGUGAUUUUUUCUGGGCUCUUCCGCUCUUGUUUAUCUCGGGCGCCAUGUUUCUGAACACACUCCUUUAAGUGCUAAGAAAUGUUUGUGGCAGGAUCUGAUCCCCAAAACGCAAUGAUAGAAAGGCAGAAUGAAGCAUAUUGGUAGAAACGUGUUGGUUCCUCUGUGGUGACUCCUAGGGAAAGAGGAUGGCGAGGCAUUCCUCGUGCGAGUGAGGCCCAGAUGGGCUGUGUGUGGUUUUCGUUCUUAAUCUCUCGAGCGGGGAGGAAAAUUUAAAAUUAAAAAAACAACCCACCGAAGACCUUUUUGAGGAUGUGGCAUGAGGUUGAUUUUCCUCUCUUACACUUAAUCAGGAGAGAAAGUACAUACUGUUUUCUCCUAUUGUUUAUUGGCUUUGAACUUCUGUAUUGCUUUGGACAUCACCCAUAACCUUGAGGUGAAGGGCUAACUGGCUCUGGGCUUUUGCUGACAACCCCCACCUAAGCCAGACAGCGUCUGGUCAAAGGAAAUGUACAAAGAUGAAGCGCAGGGGGAGAGAGGAGAGAGAGAAUGGAGCUCACUUGCUUGUUUGUUUAUUUGGCUAGCAUGCUACAAAGGAAUGCAACUCUUAAAAGGGAGAGAUAGAAAGAUAGAUAGAGAGGAGAGAAAGAGAGGGAGAAGACAGGGAGAGGAAUAGGCGGGUGGCAAUAAAUGUUCAGGCAGCAACUUCCUUUGCUAGUUAAAAAUUAACUGGUUAUUCAUCUCUAGGUUGACUCAUGGAGUUUCUCCAGUUUUGUGGAGAGGCUGCUGGUGAUUUCCUGGCCCAGUUAAAAAAAGGUGGGGGGGACAUCCCAUAUGUGUUGCCGGGACAAUGCAGCUAUAAAAGUGCCCUCGACUCCCCCCCCCACUUCUAUUUGCAUACUGGGAAAGCUGGGCUAUAAACGAGACGGAGGUUUGUUUCAGCCAUCUCUGAGGGUAGAUCCGCGAAGGGCAAUUGUCUGCGCUAGCAUCCGUUCGUUUAACGCGGGGCAUUUGGAAACCGGCUGGCAGGUCAGCUCUGCGGAGGAACGCUGUUGCCACAAGAUGGCGUUCUUCAGAUCAAUGUCAAAGCCGCAGUGGGAGAAGAGGGGGAGAGGAAGGGGGGGGUUUUGAAAUCUUGGCCUUUGUUCCCCUUGCGUUCUAGGAGCUGCACAUUAUAUUAUUUCACUUUCCACGCUCAGAUUUGCAAAGGUAAGGUGAAGCCGAUUGCUCACUCCUUCACGGAGAAGCACAAGCGUUGAGCCAGGAGGUUCUCUCUCACACACACUCUCAAGGCUGACUACUCCGGGCUUCCAGCGCUUCCAGAGGGUGAGUAUUUCCUUUGAGGCUAAGUUUGGUUGAUUAAAGAGGAAGCAAGCUCUUAUCAAGGUGCAGCUGGAGUGACCUCUAGGUCUACUUGCUCUCGAUUAAGUCCUUUCACGUUUAUUUUAAUUUCUUUUUGGAAGUGGAACUCCAGGGGUGUGGUGUCUUUUCGGAAAGCCAGUCAUUAAAAGGUUGGCUGUGGAAAGUAUUGUUUGAAGGCUUGCUAAGUUUAGAGAGCAACUCCUCGAAAGGAGUGGAGAAAAGGUUUUCAGGUUGAAGGUCUGCCAAGCAGUUCACGCGGUGGUGAAACAAGCGUAGGUAGGCCAAGACGGCGGCUUUCUUAUAAAAGCUGCAUCCCUGGGAAUACAGGAUUAUGGAUGUCCACGUUUGUCUGGAGGACGCUAGGUGUCUUCUGUCAACUAGAUCUAUAGCGGCGUAGACUGAAAAUGGCAGCUAUUGGACUUGAGCUGUGGUUUGCUCAUUCCAGUUUGGCCGAGUUCGCCCGCCUAUGGUUGGUUUACAGCGAUAUUUAUUAAAUGCCUUUUUCUUCCGAGGCAGCGUCACUCUCCUCCACUCUAAGCAGAAGAAGCUGGAAAUCGAUAUAGCUGGAUGUAGAGUAAAAGCUCCUUUCGCUUAACACCUCCACCUCGGAGCGAUCUCAUGUAAAGCCAAUUCCUGAGUGGAGGCUGAAUUUAAAAUAUCUCUGUUGAUCCUGUCUCUAUUGAUCUGCAGUGUACUUGCUGUAGAAAUAUUCUGAGAGCGGAGCCAUAAUCUGGAAGGCCUAGCCCUUGUAUACAAUAACAGGAAAUUUACUUGACACUUGGAGCUACGGUCAUCAACAUACUUGCUGCAGCGAAUUUGCAGGGAUCUCGUGUUAUGAUUAUUCUGAGCGGGCCAAUUACUUAUAUAGGAUUGAGGGAUAUCUAGUUUUCUCUAGAUUGCUGCCUAUUAUACAACAGCCAGAGGGGAUAUUCUUGAGCUUCCUUUUGCAUAAAGCGCCUGGGAUCAGAUGCUAACGGUGAAGAGUUACCAGUGUAGCACCCAGGAUAGAUUAGGAGGAGCAGUCCUGAUUUCUUAAGCAGUCGACGAGUUGACCUUGGGAUAAAUUACAGAUUACAGAAGCUCGCGAUGCGAUUGCCCCCCCCCCCACUUUACCCCACUCAGAUAGGCCCAACUUUAUUCGAGCAGUCUGCCUGUGGCAUUAACUUCUUCGGCUUGCAUAUUUUGGUCCGAGUCAUGUGUUAUGUUAGAAAGUCUCUUAUCUUGGCCACGCACCGCCCUAGUGAACUAUGAUUUCUGAAGUCCAGUGUUAAAGCUUUACUCGGUUAUUAUGGUGGGGUGGAGGAGGCGAGGCGGGAAGACGGAGGGAACUUUCCUUCAGUGUUUAUGGAAACAAAGGCAACCGAUUCAUAGGAGGGAAACGUUCCGCCCAGCAACUUUCUUGCAUUUAUUUAAUCAAUUUCUUAGGUCUCAUUAGCAAAUCAUUUCACCAGUCGGCUCGUGCUUCUGUGGUAGUAGCAUGGUGUCCUCUUUUCCGAGGGAACUUUCCUCCAGUGCUUAUGGAAACAAAGGCAACCGAUUAAUAGGAGGGAAACGUUUAGUCCAACAACUUUCUUGCUUUUAUUUAAUCAAUUUCUUAGGUCUCAUUAGCAGAUCACGUCACCAGUUACCUCGUGCUUCUGUAGUAGUAGCAUGGUGUCCACAUAAAAUGAUAAAAAAUUAAGCAUAGCAAACUCAAAUGAGAGGUUUUCCCCUUCAUUUUAACAACAAGAAGAAAGAAAAAGAAACCAGCAAAAAUGAAUAAAUACGUGAUUUCAGAAGCAUACUUUUUUAGUUUUGGUUGCUUCUCUUUCUUUCAUUUCAUCCAAAAAUAUAAAUAAUAAACAGGUUUCCACAGUGGUUAGUCUCUAGAUAUCCUCUGGUGGUAAAAUUAAGUUUGCUGUAGAUCUAGGUCAGGAAGCAACCUCCCUUGCAGCUGAUUCCUUAUAUUCACUCUUCCCCACCCGCUUCGAUUUCUAAUAAGCUGGGAUAGUGUGCUUGGGGGAAGAGGGUGAAAAUGACUCUACGUUUAUAAUAUGCUGCGAUUGCUUUUUCGCACACAAGCACGCCUAAGGGUCUUUAAAGAGGCGUCUUCCACUUCGACGUCUCCUUCGGAUAUCGUGUAUUCCCCAUCCCACCCCAAAUCUGUGCAAAGGAAAUGCCUCUGAGAACGAACCAUGGCCGAGCUUCAAUAUAAUUUCAUAUUAUAAUUUCACGUUGUAACUUAGAAAUGCAAAUAGAUAUCCCUCCGCGAACAGCUGCUGCCUCCUAGUUUGAAAUAGCGCGCCAAACUCACGUUGAAAAGAAAAGAAGCAUAGGUUCAGACAUGCGCCUCGCUUUGACUUCAACAUAUUAUUGCCUAGCCUAAAUUAUUCGAAGCGAGAAAUCCAACUUUGCUGGAGUCAGAUCAAUGCACUCUCUCCAAAUUUCGUUGCUACGUGCACAACAUAAUGGGCUACUAGAACCAGACGGGAGUCUACGACACAAAAUGCUAGAUACGUGUCUGCUAGCCUGGAGUUAAGCUUGCUAACCCAGAAGUGAGUCGCAUUCAAUUCAAUAGGGCUUCAAGUCUCAGGUUAAGUGUGCGCAGGAUUGUAGUAUUUAAUAACUUUCUUAUGCUCCGGAUCCUCUAGCUUAGGCCUUGGAAUGGCCUUAUUUUGAAUGUGAGCCCCACUGAUACCUGAAAAAACUUGUGCUCUGCUCCCAUUCCUUAGGAGACGUUGAUUUGGGAGAGAUGCCCUUGACUUCAACUGAAUUUACGUCCAAGUAAAUACGCAUUCAUAUACGUCUGUGGUCCCAGCCACUCUCGCGCGGAAGGAUGUCCUAUUGAAACCAGCAGGACUUCCUUCCCGACCGACGCGUUUAACACUGGGGUGCCAGGCUGCGAUCCUGCGCUCGGUUGCCCGCACAUAAAUCCCAUCCCUAUCAGAGAGAAGAAGGAAGGUAGUCACCAGCAAACCGGUGAGCAGGAUUUCAGCCAGACCAGAAUCCCAGCUGCCAGGGAAAAAAAUGGGCUUAAGGUGCAAACGAAGUCCAAAUUUUAAAGGAAAUAAAUCUCCCAAACCCGAUCGUCGCUCACUCUUUACCCUUCAGGCCCUCUCCCCCUUCCCCCUCCUUUUAACCUGAAAGAAUUUCGAAGCGAAGAUAAAAAAUUACUUCGGUAGUCGUUUGACACCUUUUCUUGGCGCAGAGAUGCAGUUCUUAAAACGCCUGAUGGAAAGCCGCCUGUUUGGAAAUUUUUCCAGGGGGAAAACUGCCUUGGCACACAGUCACAUUCUUGACAACUGACACUUUUAAUAUUAAAUAAGUGCGCACUGAUUGUAUUAAUUUGGGUGGAGAUUUACAAAAUGCAAUCUGCGGCUAUAUAUUUAAAGGCAGGCAGCCUUCCGACUCCCAUGAUAGCUUUUACACUUUUUCCUUCCUCUCCGCGCCCGCCCCCCCCCCCGCCACCGCCAGCCCCUUUCCCGCAAAACCUCAAUUUAUCCAUGUCAGAAAUAUAAAGCCCGUUUUAAUUAGCAUACAAAAUAGCAUCCCUUUCUUAACAAUGUUGUACCUUUUUAGUUCCUCCUGGAAAUAAGGAGUGGAUAAAUCAUUCUCUUCAGCGAGUGGGAUUUUAAAGGAAGAGAGACAGAAAGUGGCAGGGGGGGGGAAAUCCCUCCUUCGAUCUAACUUGGCUUAAGUUAUUGUGUCUUCCUUAGCCCUUCCAGUCUUUUUUAAUUUUCAGUUCAAACUCAUAAAACAGCCUAACGACUGUACUAAUGCAGCCAUUAUAUUUCUCUUGGACCAAUAACUGUGGUGUUGUUGUUGUUUAAAAAAUUAAUAGGAUAUCUGUGUCUCCGCAGUGUACAAAAGCUCGUCUCCCCACCCCUCACCUCAAACUACCAGCCCUUUGGGUGGCUUCUGAGAGCCUUCGGUCCAUUCCAUAACUCAACUAAGGAGACUCUAGGCUUUGCCGACCCACAUGUUCCAGCGCAACCUGGUUGUAGAGCUGGCUGGUUGUUUGCUGGUGCUUAACCCGCCAACCCUCCACCCACCCACUUCCCAAUCUCCCAGACGAGUUUGUUGGCAGGAGCAGAAUGAAAAAGCAGUCAUUUCUCUUCUCUCCCCCCCCCCCGCGCGCCCUGCAUAAUAGUCUCAAGAAAUGCUAUAAAGUCCUGGUUAAUGUCCGAGACACAUUGUUAAGUGUUUAAAAUGUUACCGCUACACACAAUGCACGCCAAAGUAGUUUAGUUUGCUCUAGAAUUGACCAUUAUCUUUUAUAGUUAAAAAUCAAGUGCACAUUAUUAGUUUUACUUCACUGGCUUUGACGAUGCUUUUGGCCUUGUUAGCGAUUAAAGAAAAAGGCGCCGAGAGCCGAGUUCACGAGCUCCUCCUCGCGCGGUCCAAAAGCUUCCCCGAGUCAAAUGCUAGCCUUCUCUUUACCAUUGACCUCCCCGGGCUUUGGAUCCGGCCCUGGGUGCCUUGACCAUCAAAGCCCAGACGCUUUGGGUCCCACAAACGCAACCAUAAAAGGGGGCCCUGGAUACGAGGGGCCGCUUCCUUAUUGCCUUAUACUUUGAGUGAAAAGGAACCAACAGGACCCUUGAUUGCAGAGGGUGUGUGUGUGUGUGUCCAGCUGCAAGCGGUUCUAACCUGAAAGAGAAGAGGUUUCAAACCAUUUUCCUAGCCUCGCUCCUCUGGUUUCGACCGCCGGUUUCCCCUUCGAGUCUUCUCUUGAAUCCUAAGAGCAGAAACCGAGUCUUGCUGGGAUGGAUCCGACCAAAGGUCCAAUUGACCUCCAAAGUGGCCCACGGGAUGCCCCUGGACCUCUUUGAAACGGGAAAUGGUCAGUCGCCCGUGCACUUAGGAGGUGCGAAUUCCCGUAUCUCCAGGUUUUUCGCCUUCGCUAGAGUCACGAAUCGGCUCGACCUUCACUGUAGCACUUAUUUAAAGAGAGGAAUGGCGGAAGGGAAUUCUUUCCAUUGGGAUCUAUAGAUUCGCAAUCUUUUUAUUUAAACUGGGGGGUGAUUAUUAUUUUUAAACAGACUUGUAGUAUCUUUCCUUUAUUCGCCAACGGACCCUUCCCCAGGUAGACGGCUGCUGUUGUUGUUGUUGUUGCAUAAGUAGCAAGAUUUUUCAAGGCAUGCGCUUCAUUUCUUUUGGAUCUGGCAGAUGAAGGGUGAGGGCGGGGAUCAACACACCGCACAGAGGGACGAGAUUCCCCCUCCUCGAAGUUUUGAUCUACCUGAUUUUAGCCCCACCAAGUCCUGGGAAAGGCGAAGGUGGGCCGUGCGCGCGGGUCCCAUUUCAUUGCGCGGAGAUCUGCUGUUACAACUCUAAGCCCAUUGAUAAUACGUUUCCAAUGUGCUAGCCCAUAAAAGUGCUCCUUAUAUGGCAUUAAUUUUGCUAGAAGUCAUAUUGCCCUCCUAGGAAUCUGAUAAGAACUUGUUCCUCACACAUUAACACAGUGUAAGUUAAGUCGAGUUGGGGAAACACGGACAAUAUUACUCCAGGGUGUGGGGAAGGCGGCUCUUCUUAUAGGCUGCUGACCCCCUGCCUCUGGUUGUUCUGCCUCCAUGCUUAACUUGUGCUGGAAGCCAGCAGAAGUGAAAAACCCAGGGUGCAAUUCUUGGCUGGUGGGAGAGGAGAUGAGAGGUGAGGGUGAUGGGUAUGGCAGUGGUGGAAGUGGCUUAAGAAGGACGUCUUUCCAUAAAGAUUUUACGGGCCCGGCAAAGUUGCAACUAUCUCUGCCAGGCUUCCCAUCCGACAAGCCAGAAACCUCAGGAGGCCCCCUUCGCGUUCACUUGCCUAGGAGAAAACUCGCGUUCUGUGGCCUACUGCCUUCUGAAUCUUUUAGAAGCUAAGCGGAGGGGAAUCCCAGAAGGAAGGCAGGGAAUUUCCCCACUUUUGUAGGCAAAACCAGGGCGUUAUUAGGCAUGCGAGGCUUGGCAGAUCAAUCCUACCCUACCCAGCCCUCGGUGGAAAGGGGGAAAUGUGCGGAGUGGCAUAUGAGCAUUUUGCAGGACUCGCCCUUCAUUGUAUGAAAGCCAAGGGUAAGCCGUGCCAGAGAGAGAGGGUAUAUCUGAAAGCCACCCUCUCUGCUGCACUCACUACACCGAAGGCUCGGUCAGGAAAAUAAGGCAGCGCCUUUGCCUCCCGAUUCCCUUGGCAUUCUUAGCGCUUUUGAGGGCUUUAUGGACGAGGGAGUGGGUGCCAAAACGGAACCGAGCAGAAGAUUUACAGCACAAUAUUGAAUUGUUCAAAAGAAUAUUCCUACUCGCUUGGGAGCAGAGACAGGCGAUCAUUUAAAUCCUACCAGCUGGGGCGGUUUGGAAGAAGAGAUACUUAACGCAGGGAUUUGUAACCUAAAAAAAAAAAAAAAGUUAAACAAAGAUUUGUUUUCUUUUCUUAAAAAAUAAUAAUUCUAAAAGACUCCAUGGACAAUAAGAGAUGUUAUUUCUCUCAAGUUUUUAUUAUUUCCAAACAACGCGUGCCAAGAACAUGAGAGACAGAGAGGCAGAGAGAGAAGUGGAGCCAUUCUUUCGCUCCCCCGCCCCCCAAUUAAAAAAUCUAUCUAUCUGCCCCCGUCUGCCGGUCUCACUCUCUUGUCUGCUAGUUGUCUACCACAAUUACGAACUGGCUACACAGUUUUGUCUGACAGUCCUUUUUAGCCUUUUAUGGGUUGAGAAUGAGGAUAUUUUGAGAUAAUUUGCUUGUGGCGCACUUUUGAAUCUAUAGUGGGUGUGCGAUUAUUAUUAUACUCCCCCUUGGGGAAAAAAGAAACCAUUCCGAACACUAACCAUUAGAAUUUAAUGUUCAUCUGAGGAUAUCUCGCAUCCACGUUCUGUGAGACCUUUUGCUAUCCUCGUCCCUACAAGACACACCAGAUAUUUCUGCUUCGCAUGUUAGUUUAAGACCAGAUACGGAAGACUUCGAUGCAAUGCUUGCUUACUGGGUCAACAAAGAUGGGCUCAUAUUGUUACUGUUGCUUCUGCGGCGCUAGACAGGAAUAUUUCACAGUGGCGCUCCUCAGCCUCUCUGCCAGGCGGGGGUUCACUUCUGAGCCGGUAUUUCUAUAUGUACCCUUAGCUGAAAGUAAACCCACCCAUCCCACACUGAACACAGUGGGACUUGCUUCCGCGUAAAACACGUAUAUGCCAAUAUUCAAAGAUGGGAGCCAGGCUUGAGAAUUUUCUUCAUUAGUGUCGUUGUCAUCUUGAGGAGACAUUGGGUGACUUUAUGAUGUCCGUAAACCUUCAGUGCUAGUGAGGAGGUCAGAUUGGUUUAGAACUUCCAGUGGCCCGUGAUGCCAUAAUCACCGCCACUAAAAAUAGGUAAGCAAAAGCAUGUCCCAGGGCUUGACAAUAAAUACUGAGGUUUUAAUAAUUUCAUCACAGCCAUGGGCUGUAUGAGAUGGGAUUGGGAGAGCAAAAGGGGGAGGGGGGAAUGUUGGUGGCGAGGUGGCAGAAAGAGAGAGAGGAGUUGGGAUGUUGAAAGGUUCACUUACAGCUCGCUUUACGACCUGAACGCUUAAUAUGCUCCUUUGCAAUUUUAUAUUAGCGCAUAUGCUUAAAGAGGAAGCCUGGCUAAAUUAUGGGUUGCAUUAAAAUCGGGGCAAAUUGUUUUCUAUUGUUUGUCUCCCCUUUCUCCUCCGUGUGCGCGAGAGCCCACGCGCGCCUUUCCCCCUCCUUUGCUCACACGCAGGCAAAAGGCAGCCUAUAUGUGGCAACAUCAAUUGUACCCCGGGCACCUAGGCAAGGGCAGCUAUGUGGCACCAUCGAUUACACACACACACACACACACACACACAUAUAUAAAAUUCAGCAGUGGACCUGAGAGCAGCUCAUUGCCUACGAAACCAAACGGGGAGGGGUUGCUGGCGAGGGCUGGGAUUCCAUUGGCUGCACGCACUCGCCGUGGCGCGGGGGUAUCUCUAAUCAUAUCCAGCAUGUUUUGCACAAGAAAUGUCAGCCAGAAAGGGCUAUCUGCUCUCUUCGCCAAAUUAUUCCACCACGGCCAUGGCAUGCUCGGAGAGCCCCGCUGCAAACUCUUUUUUGGUGGACUCCUUGAUCAGCUCAGCCUCAAGCAGAGGGGAAGGCGGAGGAGGCGGAGGCGGGGGCGGCGGAGGAGUUGGAGGAGGAGGAGGCGGAGGAGGCGGCGGCGGCGGCUACUAUCCCAACAACAGCGGUGUCUACCUGCCACAGGCGUCCGAUCUGUCCUAUGGGCUGCAAAGCUACGGGCUUUUCCCGGUCUUGAGCAAACGCAAUGAAGGCCCUUCUCCAAGCGUGGCGCCGGCUUCUCACGCCUACAUGUCAGGGAUGGAAGUCUGGCUAGAUCCCCCCAGGUCCUGCCGCCUGGAAGAGCACGAGAGCCCGCAGGCGACCUCCUGCUCCUUCGCUCCCAACAUCAAAGAGGAGAGCUCCUACUGCCUCUAUGACGCCGAGAAGGGCCCCAAAGAGGCGGCGGCCACCGACUUGUCCGUUUUCCCAAGGCUGAGCUCGGAGGUCUGCUCCAUGAACAACGUGACAGCCACCGGGGUGCCCGUCCCAGGCUACUUCCGCUUGUCUCAAGCCUACGGUACCAGCAAGAGCAGCGGCAGCAGCAAUGGCAGCAGCUACAACAAACAGCAACCACCACCAUCAACAUCAUCACCAACAGCAGCAGCAGCAGCACCAUCCGGGGCAGAUGGUGGUUCCUUCCCAGUUCGCCCCGCAACCUCAAGUGCGCUUUGAAACUCCGCCAGCGUUGACUCCUGCAGUCCCACCGCCGGAUCCGGGGAGGAAAGAGAGCGAGGAUUCAUCCCCCCCAGCACCUUGGCUUGCGUGGCCCAAAGGGGUGAGGAAGAAGGGCAAGCUUCCUCUUCGGCCCCCGAAGAACUCUCCCCGGCUCCUUCAGAGAACAGCAAGCCCUCUCCAGAGAAGGAAACGCUAGGCAAUUCCAAAGGAGAGAACGCAGCCAGUUGGCUCACCGCAAAAAGUGGCAGGAAGAAGCGAUGCCCUUACACCAAGCACCAAACUCUCGAGCUGGAAAAGGAGUUUCUGUUCAACAUGUACCUGACUCGUGAGCGUCGCCUAGAGAUCAGCCGCACAGUCCACCUAACAGACAGACAAGUCAAAAUCUGGUUUCAGAACCGCAGGAUGAAACUGAAGAAAAUGAACAGGGAGAAUCGAAUCCGGGAGCUCACAGCCAACUUCAAUUUCUCCUGAUGAACCCUAGGCACGCAUCUUGAUGGUCUGAACAGCUAGGACAGUUCCACCCCACCCCCACCCCCACGGGUCUCCUCCCCACCUCUAGCUACUCGCACCUGUGUGCGUCCGAGCCUUUCAAUUACAUCCUCAGCCUCUCCAUGGCCUCUUGGUAAUUGAUUUCGUUGGGAUGAAGCCAUAACUGAUGCACACUACCCCAUCCAUGUCCGCUGCUGCCCUCAGUCAAUGCCCGGUCUAGAAAGUCUGACGCUGAGGGGGGGGGGAAUGGUUUUCAGAACCCUAGAUGCCUAUUGCCCCCCCCCUUCUCAACACCCUUCUCCCAAACUCCAUUUUCAGAAAAUUGAGCCAAAUAAGACUGGAGGCAACUUGCGUUCUCUCCCACCCCACUGUAAUAGUAGCUGGUGUUUUGGAUCUGAGCCGAGGAUGGUUUUGAAUAAUUAAAAUCUGGCCACGCCGCUGCUUAAUAGGAAACAUGCGUCUAGCCGAUCCAGAUAAAAUCAGGUUAUAGAAUAUGGUGUCAGGAGCCAAGGCUGGCGCACUUAUAUGUUUGUUUGUGCCCAAUCCCCCGCGUACCCAAAAAUCCAUAUUUAAUAUUACAACUUUUAAAAUUGCCACGAAAAUGAGACCUCUCCCCCCCUCCUCCUCCUCCCCCUCCCCCCCAAAAGGAGAGAGGAAAGUCUUUGUCUGCUUUAUUGGCUAAAAUCUUACACUUUCUGGUUGUAGGUAAUGACUUGAGGUAGCUUUUGCUUUGGAUACCUUCGGGUUACCGCUAGUUACGCUUGGCAAGCACAUGAAAGGAAGGAAGGAAGAAAUCUCCCCGCUUUGGAGAGGAGAAACGACUUUGUCCACGGAGAGGUGUGUUAUUCUAUGUAUAUUGGACCACCAGAUGAAUUUUCCCCCUGACUUGACUGUGGGGGACAGCAAGGGAGGUGAAAGUUCCCCCCCCUGGUUUCCUUGAUACUGUGAAGUUACAUGCGUUGAAAAGGUCAAGCGUGUAGUGCAAAGAGAAGAUUUUUUUUUAAAGAAAAAAAAAUAUCUAUGAAUACAGAAUAUGUAUAAAUGUCUAUUAAUAUUAAUAUUAUUAAUAUUAUUAAAAUGCCGAUACUGUUGCAAGCAAAGCAUUCUAUAGCGUUAUUCUCGAUGUUAGCUCUAUCUCUCGUCCAUCCCCUCCUUACCUUAAAACCAAUGAACUGUAAUGCUGCCCUGCGUGGAAGUAAAGCAAAACAAAAACAAAAACAAAAAAACACAGGACAAAAUGGAGACGCUGUUUAUGUUUCUCUUGGAAGAAGAAUAAAAGGCAUGGAAUGAACCACCCUCUUAAAAAAAAAAAAUACCUCGUUUGUGACUGUUUAUUCUCAUGGUCCUACUUUCAGAUCUCCAAGAACUUUUACAACAGGAAUAGUUUGCCCGAGCCCCCUGCAAUUACUUUAGGAAUCUAUUUAAAUAUUACCUAGACGGUCGUAAUUUGUCUGGGCCAUAUAGCAAUGGUGCUGUAAGGUUUGUCGGCUUUUGUUCAGUUUUAUGACUUGCUAGUAUAUCUGGAUUGUUGCUGUCUUGGACGAGUGGUUUUAGUUGACUGAGGCAGUCAACACAGGCAGAGGAAGCCAAGGGCUGCCUAUUUGCGAAGUUAGAGGACCUGGGCUUCUCUUUAUUUAUUUAUUUUAUUAAAAUAACUCGGUGGCUAA